Molecule: messenger RNA, 4762 nt
Organism: Caretta caretta (loggerhead turtle)
Lineage: Eukaryota; Metazoa; Chordata; Testudines; Cheloniidae
Source: RefSeq, a predicted model, not a curated record
CGCCUCGGACAGAAGAGGUUGGGGGAGUCACUUAUCCCCCUAGGUCAUGCUGUGAGUCAGAAAUUGAACUCAGAAUCCUGCUCCAGCCACUUGACCACGCUGCCUCUGCUGUAGCAGCCAGAACAACGUAAGGGGGCGUGUAAUGAGUGGCUACAGCUGUGUUCACCCCCAUGCCUCUGUGUUUGUCUGCACUGGGGGGUUGUGCAGACCCCUCAUGUGGAGAACGUGCACGGGUGUGAAGAAUGCCUGGCUCUGUGCUCCACGUGGCUGCAUUGGUUCCAGUGACCCCUGUGUGGAGGAGCCCUGGCAUUCCUGCUUUGAAGACAUCCCGGUCGGGCGAGUCCUGCUCCUGCCAUGGCCGGGAGAGUAACGGCUUGGGUCUGGGACCCUCCGUGGCUCGCGCUGCAAACCCAGGUUCUGCAGAGCGAACAAGGGGAUGGGAAUUCCUGCUCAAAACAGCCCCCGUCUCCGCGGACAUUCAGAGCAGCACACAGGGAGCCAGCCUGCCAGCUCCCAGCUGAGAAAGGAUCCAUCCCCACAAACAGCCCACAGUGCUUCCCCGAGGUGACAAUCCCUGUCCCCACCACCCCCAACUAGGCAACCGGUGCCUUUAAGGUCAAAGGGACGAGAUGCUCCCCAGCGCGAGGAGUGAAGCCCCCCUUGGGGUGGGGGGGAACUGAAGCGCAGAGGAAGGAGUGGGGAGGCGUUUACAGGUGAGCCAGCGAGUCUGAGGUUAGGGGAGGCUCUUCCAGACCUCACGGUCUGCAGAGCAGGAGGCCCCCCCUCAUAGGCGCGGGGGGGGCAAGGAGAGGGAGCUGGUGCAAAUCUCCCAGAGUUUAAGAACCAGGAAGCAGGGAUGAGCUGGCUGGGAGGUGAUGCAGCCACCUCGGGGGGGACAGAUCUUGAACAGUGUCCAGCGCAGAAGCAAGGAGAACAAGACUCCUGCAUGCAAUUAAAAUUGGAGGGGGGGCAACGAGUUCAGAAUGUUGUCACCAGUGCUGGACUUUGGCCAGGCCAGCGGGGUUAGCACCUGUGGAAAGCCCAGCAGCCCAGUUGGGUUUUUGCAUUUCCCUGGAAACACGCCACCUCACAGCAUCCUGGGGCAUGACUCAAAGGGAGGCAAGGAAUCACCUACUGACUCAGCAGCUUCCCACCAUCCCUGGGUUUUCCCCACUGGUCUCCCCUCCCCGGUUAGCUCCCGAGCUGGGACAGCCACCAGCUCUGUUGGGGGGGCUGGGGGCGUGGAUGGCUCCAGCCCCCCUGCCCCAGCUGGAGCUGCUACGGUCCCUAAUGAAUUAAGGUGGCUCUGGGCACAUGGCUGGGGACUGUUGGCAGGAAGUUUUUUGCUGAGACAGCGAGGUUUUGUGCCUGUCACCUUGGUUAAUGCAGUCACUGACAUAGGCAGGGGGCAGCCGAGCGCGGCGGAACGCUCUGUGUCUCUCCCAGGACAGAGACGCUGCAGAUCCACCUGACAGCAUGUAGCCAGACAGCCAGCCCCCCCCCCCUCAGACCAGCAUUGCUGGAAACACAGGAGGAAGCAGGAACAGGGCACUUAACAUAUAUUCCAGCACAGCCUUUGAAGCACAGGUGUGCUGCUACAAUGUGCCUCUGGGAACAGAUACGACGAUUAAGCUCACAGCAGGCAGAGGCCCUGUGACAGACAUGGCUCUUAGCCCCUACUAAGUAGCGUGAUACACACACACCAACAUCCUAGGUGGGAAAAUAUUUACCCUGAUAAAAGAAAUGUCCAGUAGUCGAAACUUAUUGUUUCUCUCCCUUGCAAGUGUAAACUACUCUUGCAAAAGCUGGCGUCACGACAGACCAGCCUCAAUUUGGCAUAAGAAAGGAGAAAGAGAAUAAAGGAGUACAGAGGUAUAAGUAGGGGACCUACAGCACCAUGAUUUUUGAGUGCUUUUCACUAUCUAUCUGCUGGUCAGAUAAGUGACAGCCUCCCAAGGCUUCUGCAGCUAAGAGGGUCCCUACGCCUUGUCCCUUAUUUGUCUUUCCGCGGAAUUGAGUGACCGAUCCUGGCUUGGCACCGCUGGAAUCGAGAGAUGCAAGGAGGGAAUGGUCCCAUGGUUCCGAGCAACCUGCCAGCUAACCUGUCAGCAAAAUGGACCAUGCAGCAGACCUGUUUGAUCACUAGAGACUACUAUGGACUGUUGAUAUAUUUGCCAUUACUUAUAAUAGCAGGUGUAAUUUUUGCUUUUGGUUUUAAAAUAAGUUUUUUAGCUAGAACACGACCCACCAGAGAUAUGUUCCUGCAAGCCCUCAUGAUCCUUCUGUUGGCUCCAGUCACCUUGGCAAUACCAGAACAUCCUCUUCGGGGAGCAAUCCAAACCAUCGCCUCAGCUGCUGGUGCUACAAAUUGCUGGAUGUGCACCUUGCUAGAUUCAACCAAUGGACUGGGACUUGAAUUUGUACCACUCAGCCUAAAUGAUUGGUGGAACAAAAGCGACAUCGUUCAGUGGGGACCAGCAUGGUACACCAACAACCCUCACAAUGACUCGGGGGAGGUGGGACAAUGGCAUCGCACUGUUUGGGGACAGCCUGUGGAAUAUGUAACGGGAUCAUCUAAAGAAGUAUACCCUAUUUGUUUUGAAACUCAGGGUGACAUACAAAUGGGUAGUCUAGAUAAGCAGCAAUGUGCCCAUACAAUUGUAUUUGAUCAGAAAAGUGGGGGUUGGACUACCUACCCACCCAUGAGCGACAAAAGGACUUUAAAAUGUUGGAAAGGUCCCAUCAAUGGCACACUUGAACAUAGACCCCUUUUUAGCAUACAUAAUGCCACAAUUGUUCCCCUGAAUAUGAGUAGAUACCCUGAAAGCAGAGAUUGGUAUGACCAAUCACUGUUCUUUAUUCCCAGUUCCGGACACAUUUAUAACCCAUUGCUAAUCAAAUCUAUUAACUCCUUAUUAGAUCAGUGUAAUGAAAAUGGACUUUUUCGCUCAGAUCAAAUUUUAGAAGAUUUGUUAAUAGUUUUGCUCUGUACUAACAUUAAGAUGGGAUAUUGUGUUCCAUAUCACCAACCCAUACCUAAACCUGAGGGGGGCAGGUGGCACAGAGGACCUUAUUCACCUAUUCUUAGUAAAGAACCUGGCUUGUUCUUUAUUUGUGGGGACAAGGCAUAUAAAUAUCUACCUGUAGGUUGGACUGGAAGGUGUUCACUGGGACAUGCAGUACCCGAGGGACUAACAGUACACCCUCAUGUUAAUGCCCCCAGAAUAACAAAUCUGGGAAGUUUUAUACAUCGGUCCAAACGAAAGUUCACCUAUAACCCCCUGAUUGAACGGCCCUCUGGUUUUCACCGAUUUACACGUGCACUUAUACCUUGGUUAGGUAUAACUGAGCUCGAGAUGGCAAUAGCAAACGUUUCUGGACAAUUGGAAAUUGCUCUGAAUCAUACUGCUGAUGCAUUAGGGCUUUUAAAUGAACAACUUCAGUCUGUGGCCCGAUAUGCUCUGCAGAACAGAAUAGCACUGGACGCUACCCUAGCCCAGCAAGGAGGAGUGUGUGCUGUCAUCAACCAAUCUUGUUGUUUUUAUGUAAAUCAUUCAGGGCAAAUAGAGCAAGAUGUGGUUGCUAUUAAAGGUGCAGUUAAAAUUUUACAUGCAGUGGCUGAGAAUGGACAAACCUCAUGGAUGCAAUGGUUAGCUCAACACUUGGGAUUUUCCCUCUCCCCGUUUUUACAUUCGGUUGUAAAUACUGUUUUAACCAUUUUAAUUAUUGUAAUUGUUUUUUGUGUCACUUUAUGUAUUAUGAAGCGUUUGAUUCAAACUGCUCUUUCCUCCACGCAAAUCAAAUACCUAGAGCUAAAAAGGGAUCCUAACCAAUUCCGCGAACCCUCAUCCUCUAAUUUGGUUGUUGGGUAUUGCUAGAUUUCCCCAAGGAGGGCAAGAGGUGCUGGCAUCACCGCCACCUUGCAAUCUGGGAUGUAGUGUGGUGCAUCAGGGGGUGGAAUGUAGCCAGACAGCCAGCCCCCCCCCCCUCAGACCAGCAUUGCUGGAAACACAGGAGGAAGCAGGAACAGGGCACUUAACAUAUAUUCCAGCACAGCCUUUGAAGCACAGGUGUGCUGCUACAAUGUGCCUCUGGGAACAGAUACGACGAUUAAGCUCACAGCAGGCAGAGGCCCUGUGACAGACAUGGCUCUUAGCCCCUACUAAGUAGCGUGAUGCACACACACCAACAUCCUAGGUGGGAAAAUAUUUACCCUAAUAAAAGAAAUGUCCAGUAGUCGAAACUUAUUGUUUCUCUCCCUUGCAAGUGUAAACUACUCUUGCAAAAGCUGGCGUCACGACAGACCAGCCUCAAUUUGGCAUAAGAAAGGAGAAAGAGAAUAAAGGAGUACAGAGGUAUAAGUAGGGGACCUACAGCACCAUGAUUUUUGAGUGCUUUUCACUAUCUAUCUGCUGGUCAGAUAAGUGACAGCCUCCCAAGGCUUCUGCAGCUAAGAGGGUCCCUACGCCUUGUCCCUUAUUUGUCUUUCCGCGGAAUUGAGUGACCGAUCCUGGCUUGGCACCGCUGGAAUCGAGAGAUGCAAGGAGGGUAAGAAGCACCCACACCUGAUCUCCUAUCUUUAGUGUACACAUAUUUUGAAAUAGAGCUCUGUACUUUGUUUUCUUUCUUUGGGAUUGUGGCUUCAGUUUUGUAACUUGUUUGUGUGUGUAACAUCUCUACAUUUAAAUAAGUAGGCACUAGCAAUUUUGUAACCACAUGAUUAGAAUCUAGCUUAAUAAAUUUGGUAACCAUUUAUGCAUAA